UUGGACAAACAACGUAAAUUUAUAAUUUCAUUUAAUACAUAGAGAGUCAUCUUUUCAAACACAGGAAAAGAUUUAUUUUGUACGAGUUAGUCGUGAAAAAUCAAUUCCAACAUUGAGAUUUAAGUGCCAUAAAUAUUUAUUAUUUACAAAUUCAGUUUUAUAAAACGCGCCUGCAACGUUUAAUGUUUACAGCAAUGACGGUGCUCAGAAUGCAGAAUAUAUUUUAUGCAAAAUCGGAUUGAUCAUUCUUUUUUUUAUGAAAAAGAGUUAUCUUGUAAAAAAAAAGAAUAUAUAGUUAUCCCUUCUUCAGAAAAGGAAGAGUAAGCUGUGCUUCAGAAGAACUGGAAUGCAACCAGCCUACCUUGAAAACUGAUGCGUAUUCGCUAAAUAUAUUGACCCCAACUUUCUUUGUAACGAAUUUGAAAAAUACACUUUGUUCAUGUUCGUCAAUGUUGUUAAUUACUAUUUUAAAUUUGAAUACCUUCCCGCGCUUCUACGAAUUCAAAUGUUACUAAUUUCAAACGAUUAUUUGAAUAAUUAAAUAAUUAACUUUAUUUUAUUUAAUAUAUAAAAUAAUUUUACAUUGACAAACUUAAAGAACAUAUUUUUUAGAAGGAAUUGAAUUUGAAUACGUUCUAAAUGAUUUAAGCGUAAAUCACCUGACAAAGUAUUUCAACUUUUUUUGUGUCAUCCUAUUCUUUUUUUUUAACAUAUAUCCUCGGGUCUUUCCAUAGUUUUUCGCGCUUGAAGGUACAUAUAUAAAGCCGGUCCUGACCGACGCAUCUCAGUCAGUUCCCAAUAUGCCGCGAUUAUUACACUUGGUUCUUUUUCUCUUGGCAGUGGUGGUCUUGGUGGCCGCCUCAAAAGAUCCUUCGGAACCUGUCAACACAGAAGGUGAACCAUCUUUAAGUGACGCUAAUGAUUUAGAUGCUGAUGCAUCCUAUUGGGGGUACUCGAGACCAUGGCGUUACGGAUGGAGAGGAGGUUGGGGUGGAUGGAGAGGUGGUUGGGGCUGGAGAGGAAGAGUAUGGAACAGUGGAUGGUGGUGAAAAAUGGAUAAAGCUUCACAUUCUACGUUCUAAAAUUGUACUACAAUUUUUGUACUUUCAUUACCCUCGAUAUAAUUAUGUAUUUUGUCAUUUAAUCUCUCAUUAUUUUUAAAUAAAUCCUAUUUGCAAAUUUUAAA
Osmia bicornis bicornis is the source of this 1186-nucleotide messenger RNA. RefSeq lists its product as uncharacterized. The record is from RefSeq and is a predicted model, not a curated record. Bases 801 to 1049 code for a protein of 82 amino acids. The transcript is spliced from 3 exons. NCBI's taxonomy places the organism in Eukaryota, Metazoa, Arthropoda, Insecta, Hymenoptera, Megachilidae.